Molecule: messenger RNA, 123 nt
Organism: Acaulospora colombiana
Lineage: Eukaryota; Fungi; Glomeromycota; Glomeromycetes; Diversisporales; Acaulosporaceae
Source: the annotation of a GenBank genome assembly
GUAAAAGUUGCCGGUGUACGACGCACCGAUGGAUCCAUCAGCUCAUAUAAAACAGGGUCCAAUACCCUACGAUCCAUAGCAUCAAUAAGAUACGCUCAAAAUAAUGAAGGAGAGAACAACUGA